AUGGAUCGAUUCGACGUAAUCAACUUUGCCGACCUCUCCGGGCCCAACGGUGGUGAUUGGGUCAGGAUCGGCGGCGGAAGUUUUGGUGUCGUUUUCAAGGGAGAAUACUUGGGCACCGAAGUCGCCAUCAAGGAGGUCCUUCCAAACAACACGUAUGAUGUCGAGAAGUACUUUGAACGCGAGUGCGUUCUCAUGAAGGAAGCUCGUCACCCCAACAUCGUCCAGUACAUCGGCCUCACCAAGAGCCCAGGCCUCGAUGGCAGGAUCUACAUCAUCUCGGAAUUCGUCGGCAGCAACGUUCGCUCCUACCUCGCAGAUCACAACAAGCCCUUCCCGUGGCGUUUGCGUAUGAGCUUUGCUAUGGACAUCUCACGUGCUCUCGCCUAUCUCCAUGCACGCAACUGCAUGCACCGCGAUCUCAAGGGCGAGAACCUCCUCAUCACCGCAAACGAGCGCAUCAAGGUCUGCGACUUCGGCUUUGCACGCAUUGCGGCACGCAACGAAGACGAGAUGCGACGAAUCAGCUACUGCGGCACAGACGGCUACAUGUCGCCGGAGAUCCUCCUCGGUGUCGACUUCGGUCUGCCCUCAGAUGUCUUUUCGCUUGGUGUCAUCUUUGCCGAGAUCGCCUCUCGCCAUCUGGUCGAUUCCUACACAUUCAAGCGUGUCAUGCCCACCUUCGGCUUGGAUGCGGACGAGGUGCGCGAGAUGGCAUCAGAAGGCUGCCCAGACUCCUUCAUCCAGCUUGCUCUUGACUGCGUGGAGGAAGACCCAAGGUACCGUCCCGACAUGCGCCAGGUGGUCUCUAGACUGGCCGAGAUCGAGCGGGAAGUGCUGAUGCGCGAAGAGGCAGAGAACCGUUAUGCCAUCGGCAGUGUCCGAGGCGCCACCAUCCAGUCCAUCAUGGGCACCAAGCUCAAGCGUGCUGCUGCGCCAAGACUGCCCAGCUUCAACGGCGCUCUCAAGCUCAAUGGCACCACAUCGCGUGCAGGCUCGGACGACAGCGGCGACGAGAUCGAAGAGGCGCUCGCAGCACUCGAAAAGAUUGGUGUCGAGCCGGACCAUGCCGCGGCGCCGGGUGCCAUCAAGGGUUCCAGCACGCUCAAAGUUGCGGGCCACGGCAACCCUUGGUGGAGUGAUGACGCCGCCGAGGCUCUUCCCAGCAUCAAUCGAAGCUGGCUCGCUUCGCCAGGCGCUGCUGCAGACAGGAUGCGCCAGGAGUCCGAGGCUGGCUUGCUCGACAAUGCCGACUACGCCGAAAGCGACUACAGCACGUCGGUGGUGCGUUCCUCCAAGAUGACGGCAAGGCAUGCCCCAUUGGCCAUGCUCGACGAGCGACCUUCUACCCUCUCCAUCAGGACGCUGCGUCAGGGCGAUUCGCCGCUGCUCAUCCCGGCUCGUCGCGGUUCCGCCGAUCUGUCCGCCAUUCGAAGAGGGUCCGAGUCAGCAGCCAUGCUCUCGCCCACUCGAAGAGGAUCGAACGAUGCAUCCACCUUGCUUGCAGCCGCUCGACGAGGCUCGGCCGAUCCCGCGAUGGCGCUCGCAGCCGCACGAAGAGGUUCGACAGAAGCCUCGAUGCAAUCAUACAUGACCGCCCGCACCCACCGACCGGACACGUCGAUGGCCCUUGCCACAAUCGCCUCGGUCAACUCGGGUCAGAUCGAGCCCGUUCCCAUCCACCAUCGCUUCACAUUGGUCAAGAACGGCACCCGUCGACCCAACAACGUCGUCGCUGCAGCACAAGCCAUGGCGAGCGGAAGUGCGCAUCAGCACCAGCACGUCAGCAGCUACCCUUCCCUCGUGCCGCCCGCCGUCAUGCUCAGCAACGCGCUCGCAAAGUGCUGGGUGUGCGGCAAGCGCAUGGGCUGGAAGCCGUUCAUGGACUGCGAUGACUGUCCCUACAAGACGCACGUCGCUUGUGCCGAGCUGGCCCCGCCCACGUGUCAGGAUCUGGCGAUCCCUCUCAGUGGCGCAGCGGGUGGAAGCCAUGUGCAGCCCGUGCUUUCGCCACACAACGCGUCGAGGAGGAACUCCAAAGCCACUGAUGUCGGCGACCAGAGAGAGAUCUCCGCCGCGGCAGCUGCCCUGCGCAGAGCCUCGCUGGCCGACUCGAUCGACGAACCGGGCUCUCCGCAGAUGGGCAAGCCCAAAACUAAGAAGAAACUCUUCGGCGGCGCCGCGAUCAACAAGAGCGCCGUUCGCGCUUGA
Molecule: messenger RNA, 2208 nt
Organism: Kalmanozyma brasiliensis GHG001
Lineage: Eukaryota; Fungi; Basidiomycota; Ustilaginomycetes; Ustilaginales
Product: Protein kinase C-like, phorbol ester/diacylglycerol binding
Exons: 1
Coding region: 1-2208 (735 amino acids)
Biological process (GO): protein phosphorylation
Molecular function (GO): protein kinase activity; ATP binding
Source: RefSeq, a predicted model, not a curated record